AUGGCAUCUUCGUUUGCAUCGUUCUUUGCCAAAGAUAAGACUUUUCGUCCGAAGAAAAAAUUUGAGCCAGGUACAAUGCGUUAUUCACUGCACAAACAAGCAAGUGCUUCAUUGAAAUCAGGUCUUGAUUUAAGAGAAAUUGUUAAAUUACCUUCGAAUGAAGAUGAAGAUGAUUGGAUUGCAGUACAUGUUGUGGACUUCUUCAACCGAAUCAAUCUUGUCUAUGGCAUUGUCAGUGAUUUUUGUACUCAAGAAACUUGUCCAACAAUGUCGGGUGGUCCCCGAUAUGAGUAUAGAUGGUGUGAUGGUGUUAAAUAUAAAAAGCCAACAUCAUUAAGUGCACCAGACUAUAUGACUCUAUUAAUGGAAUGGGUGGAAAAUAUCAUCAAUGAUGAAUCAAUAUUUCCCAUACAAGUUGGUACACCAUUUCCAAAGAACUUUCGUUCAACAUGCAAAAAAUUACUUUCACGUUUAUAUCGAGUUUUUGUUCAUGUCUAUGUACAUCAUUUUGAUCGCGUAGUUGAUUUACAAGCGGAACCACAUGUUAACAUGUGUUAUAAACAUUUCUGUUAUUUUUGUCAUGAAUUUGAUCUAUUAAAAAAAGAAGAACUAGCUCCCUUGUAUGAAAUGACCAAUCGAUUAUGUCCCGAACUAUUUAGUGUUGGCAGGCAACAUUAA
This is a messenger RNA of Rotaria socialis, 678 nucleotides long. Lineage: Eukaryota; Metazoa; Rotifera; Eurotatoria; Philodinida; Philodinidae. The record is from the annotation of a GenBank genome assembly.